This is a messenger RNA of Monopterus albus (swamp eel), 661 nucleotides long. Its product is annotated as cytochrome c oxidase subunit 5B, mitochondrial-like. The coding region runs from base 50 to 430 and encodes 126 amino acids. The transcript has 5 exons. Lineage: Eukaryota; Metazoa; Chordata; Actinopteri; Synbranchiformes; Synbranchidae. The record is from RefSeq and is a predicted model, not a curated record. Gene Ontology annotation, cellular component: respiratory chain complex IV; mitochondrial envelope. Gene Ontology annotation, biological process: mitochondrial electron transport, cytochrome c to oxygen.
GAAGAAGCUGGUUAUGACGUCAUAGCCCGGUGACAACAAGGAAGAAGAAAUGGCUGCGAGGUUACUGCUCCGCUCGGCUUUUAGAGCCGCUACAACCUGCCGGGCUGCCCCGGUGCCUGCUCUGACCCGCGGUGUGACGACUGGAGGGAUUCCCACUGAUGAGGAGCAGGCCACAGGACUGGAGAAGGUCAUCUUGAAGGCCACGAAGGAGGGAAAGGAUCCCUACAGCAUGUUGAAGCCAAAGGAGUAUGCUGGUACCAAGGCUGAUCCCCACCUCGUUCCCUCCGUCACAAACAAGAGGAUUGUGGGAUGUGUUUGUGAAGAAGACAACACAGCUGUGAUUUGGUUCUGGCUUCAUGAGGGCGAGGCCCAGCGUUGCCCGUCCUGUGGCUCCCACUACAAACUGGUGCCCCAUGAGCUCCCCCAUUGACUCAGAAUGUAGCUCAGUUAUUAUAGACAUGUUUAUGACAUGCUUGUGUCUCAGUACUUGAUCUAGCAUCUAACCUCAUCAGUCUUUACGUUACAUUUACAGAGGGACCAGAUGUAAUGUGGAACCCAAAAUAUUUCCAGUCAGCUGCAGUUUACACUGACAAAAGUACUGUUCAUGUUACACUCGGUCUACUUACUCCUUCUGUUGAACCAAUAAACUUUGUGAACCCGU